This is a messenger RNA of Monodelphis domestica (gray short-tailed opossum), 5398 nucleotides long. It is a transcript of the gene MTMR12, whose product is annotated as myotubularin related protein 12. Gene Ontology annotation, cellular component: cytoplasm; membrane. The record is from RefSeq and is a predicted model, not a curated record. Gene Ontology annotation, biological process: phosphatidylinositol dephosphorylation. NCBI's taxonomy places the organism in Eukaryota, Metazoa, Chordata, Mammalia, Didelphimorphia, Didelphidae.
AUUUUACAGAUGAGGAAACUGAGGCAGGGAGGUUAAAUGACUUGCCUGGUGUCAAAGAGCUAAUAAGUGCCUGAGGUAGGAUUUGAAUUUGAGUUUUCAUGAUUCCAAGGCCAACACUCUCUCCAUUUAAUCACUUAGCUGCCUAGUAUAUCCAGCUGGCAUGACAAAAAGAGCAUUACCUGACAGGAUUCAUCAUUGAUAACAUACCUAAAUAACAUUAAUAGGAGAGCACAUGCACAGUUUGAGACUAUGAGCAUAUUCAUCUUAAACAAAAUAAAAAACCAAAGCAUGGCUAACAAAGUCUAGCUAAUUAUCUGUAGCACACUAGCUGGAAGGAAACAUUAGCGUAUAUACAACAGUGAGCACAACUAACAAGCAGACACUGCUGAUCAAGACACCAGUUGAGAUUAGAUAACAAAUUUGUUGAGCACUUGAAGGCCACUCUAAUGUUUGGCACCGAAUGUUUCUCAAGGUCCUAAUAAAAAACAAGGAUUAUUUGUAAGUUUGGCUGGUGGGGGGCUGAGGACAGACCUUUUAGCAGACAGGGCGGGCUGUUGAUGAGAAUCAGCAAAAGAGGCCAGGAAGGGGAGUGAUCAGUGGAGAGAAGAACCAAGAGAAGGAGGUGGAGAGCCCUGGGAGAACAGCCUGAAGGAAGCUGGCCACCAGCAAUGAACCGUGUGCGCGAGGGCUAAGACAGAGAAGAAUUGGGAGAUGGAUUCGGAAAUACACACAAAUGAAAAGGAAGUAGCAGAGAAGGAAGUAACUCUCCACUUGUUACCAGGUGAACAACUGCUUUGUGAAGCCAGCACAGUACUUAAAUGUAUCCAGGAUGAUUCGGGUCAGCAUGGAAUCUGUGGGAAACUCGUUUGCACAGACUUCAAGAUUGCCUUCCUUGGAGAAGAAUCUACAUUGGAUGAUAAUGAGCCUCAAUUUAAGAAUAAGUUGAUAGGAGAAAAUGAUAUUACUUUGCACUGUGUUGACCAAAUUUAUGGAGUGUUUGAUGAGAAAAAGAAACCAUUGUUUGGACAACUAAAGAAAUACCCUGAAAAGCUCAUCAUCCACUGCAAAGACCUCCGAGUAUUUCACUUCUGCCUGAGGUACACAAAAGAAGAGGAAGUUAAAAGGAUUGUCAGUGGCAUAAUUCAUCAUACCCAGGCUCCUAAACUACUUAAACGAUUGUUUCUAUUUUCCUAUGCAACUGCUAAGCAAAUCAGUACAGCCACAGGCCCCACACACCAAACUGUAAUGUUUGACACAAUUAAGGACUGGCAUUGGGAACUGGAGCGAACGAAAGGAAACAUAAAAUACAAAGCAGUGAGUGCCAAUGAAGGCUAUAAAGUCUGUGAAAAGCUGCCUGCCUACUUUGUUGUUCCUGUUUCUCUUCCUGAAGAGGAUAUAUCAUGUUUUCAAGGACGAGGUAUACCUAUUUGGUGUUGGUCUUGCCAUAAUGGUUGUGCCCUUUUGAAAAUGUCAGCUUUCCCCAAAGAACAGGAUGAGUCCAAUUUACAAAUACAAAAAGCCUUCUUGGAUGGAAUUUACAAGACCAUCCACAACCCACCUUAUGAAACUUUAAAAACUGAGGACCUAUCAAACAGUUUCAUAUCCCUACAGGAAAUCCAGACCUCAUACUCUAAAUUUAAACAGCUAUUCCUAAUAGACAAUAGUUCUGAAUUUUGGGACACAGAUGUGAAAUGGUUUUCAUUAUUGGAAAGUAGCAACUGGCUGGACAUUAUCAGACGCUGUCUGAAAAAAGCAAUAGAAGUAAUUGAAUGUCUAGAAGUACAAAACACAAAUGUUCUUCUUAUAGAGGAGAAUGCAUCUGACCUGUGCUGCAUAAUCUCCUCUCUGGUGCAAGUGAUGAUGGACCCAUACUGUAGAACCAGGUUUGGCUUUCAGAGCCUCAUCCAAAAGGAAUGGAUAAUGGGUGGGCACUGUUUCUUGGAUCGAUGCAACCAUCUACGCCAGAAUGAUAAGGAGGAGGUUCCUGUUUUCCUACUUUUCUUAGACUGUGUUUGGCAGUUGGUACAACAGUAUCCUCCAGCUUUUGAGUUCACGGAGACUUACUUGACUGUUUUGUCAGAUAGCCUGUACAUACCUAUCUUUAGUACCUUCUUCUUCAAUUCACCAUAUCAGAAAGAUGCUAAUGUGGGUAAGGAAAGCCAGGACUCACAAAACAAGCCUUUGAGUCUCCUAACCGUUUGGGAUUGGUCUGUGCAAUUCGAAUCUAAGGCUCAGAUUUUGCUCAACAAUCCUCUUUAUGUGGAAAAGCCAAAACCAGACAGAAACCCAAGGAGAGCCCCACAUUUUAAACACCAGCGACAGCUUUCUCUACCACUUAACCCAAAUAAAUCAUCUCCUAAAAGAGGAUUUUUUGAAACAGACCACUUAAUCAAGAACCUCCUAGGCAAGAGAAUUAGCAAACUAAUUAAUUCUUCUGAUGAACUUCAUGACAAUUUUCGAGAAUUCUAUGAUAGCUGGCAUAGCAAAAUUGUUGAUUAUCAUGGACUGUUGCUUCCUCAUAUAGAGGGUCCAGAAAUCAAAGUUUGGGCCCAACGCUGUCUGCGUUGGAUUCCAGAAGCCCAGAUCCUGGGAGGUAGCCCAGUGGCCAUUAUGAACAAAGUCUUAGAAAUGAUGGAAGAGGUUCAGAGCUUGCAAAAAAAAAUUGAUGAGAAGCACAACAGCCUGAUGGCUCCUCCCCUGGAUGGCCUGUCACUGCUAAGGAAGCCUGCCCGCCUGUCCUCUUUGUUUCCCUUUGCUUUACUCCAGAGGCAUUCCUCCAAGCCAGUCUUGCCCACAAAUAGUUGGAAAACAUUGGGUGAUGAGGAAGACUUGGCCAAACAAGAAGAUGAAUUUGUUGAUCUAGGUGAUGUGUGACUUAAAUUUUUUUUUUGUCAGUUACUCAAAAACUGUGGAGAAGGAGACCACCGAAGACUGUUGUGGGUUCUUGGCACUUAAAAUGGAUCAUAGUAUAAGACCUAAUAUAUUAGCAAAGUGUUUUUGUGGUUUCGGCUAGGUCAUCACCAGCCUAGUGGCCAGGAAAAUGGAUGGUUCUUUGUUUACUGUGGCUAAUGAAAAACUAUGCAACUGAAACUGUCUCUAGGAGAGUUACUUUCAAGGUAUUAUAACUUGACACUUGAAUAGGAUCGUGUCCUCUUAUGUAAUUUCUACAAAGCAACUGUCAGGAAGAUGUUUUCAUGUCUGGAUUACAGCUAAAGGACUUGGUCAAUUGUUCUUGGUCUUAACACUUUGCUAAAAUUCUUUCUGUGCCAAAAUUGUUACCAAGUCAGUAAGAAGAGUCAGUUUUCUUAUCCAUGUCAUUUUAAGAUACCUCUAAAAAUGCAUUUGUGUAAAGGAUCAAAAGAUUUAUUAGAGCAUGGGAAGGAUGUGAAGAUGUGUUAUGGUGUAUGUUUAAGCAAAACAGUUCAUUGUUCUCUACAUCUCAGGCAUUGAAAAGCUGAGAUUCCAGAUCCUUGAUUUUCUGAUCAUUACUUUCACCCUUCCAUUGUUUAGCUUUGUAGUUGCUAGACAGAGCAGAUUUAGUAACACAUUUGUAUAUGCUAUGCUGUACAUCCUUCUCUAUGUGGGAUUCCUUCAUUCAUUUAUUCAUUCAGCAAAAUGUAUUAAGCACCUUCUGUGUGCAAGAUACUAAGCUGCACUUAAUUAGCAUUCCUCCACUUUCUGGAUGCCUUGAUAUACUUCUAAUUGCUUGCUGCUAAUCCCACUAGCCAGACUGAGUUUUUCUUCAGCUUGCUAGGGGAGCCUCCAAUUCCUUCUAAUGGGGCUAAAUUUUUCAUCUGAGCCUCCCAGUAUUUGAAGCUAACAGCUUAACGUUUUUCUUAGUGCACACUGAGACUCUAGAUCUCUUUUACUAGAGCAUUACAAACCAUAGCCUUCUGUGGCAACCCCAAAGUUGUCCUUUGAUAAUGUCUGUCCUGUGCGCAGACUGAUGGAAUGUGAUCCUUUUGAAUGUGUCUUUCACAGCUAGGAAAUCAUUAGAACAUUAGAAUCAAGAUUGCUGAAUAUCUUAUAGUACCUCAGUGAUUUUAAAAGCCAUAGAAGAAACGUGAUUUUAUGCCUGACACCUCUUUUUGAUCUGCUGUUUGAAUCAUAUAUUUUUAUGCAAAAAAAAAUACACUUUGUAAGAAUUAGUCAUUUUGCUCCUGAUGUGACCUGUCAAAUACUACAUGAGAAAGAAAAAUCAUUUGUUGAGGUUUCUAAUUUAAUGUUUCUUUUUGUACUUGUAUGUGUUUAUAUCUAAUAAUAGAGCCUCUUGUAAUUGUUCGAUGUGGGAAAAAACCCUUACUUGCUCAAGGACAAUGACAAAGAAUGUUGAAACUGUCGUUAGAGGAGUUUCUAAGUUUGCACUGAAUCAUCUUUAUACAUACAGUAAAUUGUUGACUGUUCUCCCAUCUCCAUGUUAACUUAUGAGCCAGGUUGAAUCUAUUUAGUUGAGAGAUGUUGAGUCUGGGGGAGAAUAGGAUUAAUGUGAGUGAGGGGAGGUUCACAAUUAAAAAGUUCCAAGUCUAGGUUGCCUUAUAAGUCUUAAUAGUGAGGACAGUGUAAAGCUUUCAAUAGCAGUUUUUAAUAAGGACACUAGUUCCAUAGCUCCCUUCUGUUACAUGGGCUUUCUUAAACUAGCACUAACCUCUCCACAUUGCUCCACUUUCUCAUCCCCCUACCCACCCCCCAAAUACACUAUGGAGCUAGCUAUUUUUGUUACCAUAUUAUUAUAAAGUGAAUAUUUAUACAGUAGCCUAUAAAAACUUCGGAUUUUUAGUAAACAUGCAUUCCAAAAAUACUUUGUGUGAUGCUUUAUGCUCCAGAAGUCUUGGGUCAGAAUCACAAAUUUGUGACCAUGGUAAUAGUAGUUGAUUGUGCAUUGGAAUAUUUUUAUAUACUUUUGCAAACUGCAGUCCAGGAAAAGAAGAGUAAGCUGUUGUAACAUGUAAAGUCAUGAUGGUUAUGUAUUUAUAUUUGAAAUCAGAUUUCUAUAACUUGUAUUUGUGUACAAAAUUAUCAAAUGGGUUUAUAUAUUGUGAAAUUUUUAUUAAAGAUUGAAACAUCAGAAGUGCUUAAUUGUAAAAGCUGAAGUGAAACCAUUUAAAACUUUGUUGAAGAUGCUGCACUGCAAGUUUAGAAAUGUACAUUAAUUUACUGUAUAUAAUAUCCUGAGUUUCUCUUUAUACCUCCAAGUUUUUACACUGAAUACAAGCUAGCUUUAAUUGAAUUUUAAAACAUGCCUGUUGUUUUGUUUUUUGUUUUUUGAGGAAUAAGCUGUUGGACAAAAUCUGUAUAAAUUUGCUUUUUAUUUUACUGUAUGUACAAUUAGAGUUUAUAUACUUGUAUCACACUGCAUCAUAUCUGAUAGCAGGAAUUAAAGCACAGUUUUAAAAUAGCA